This is a messenger RNA of Saccostrea cuccullata (small rock oyster), 624 nucleotides long. RefSeq lists its product as uncharacterized. The transcript is spliced from 4 exons. The record is from RefSeq and is a predicted model, not a curated record. Lineage: Eukaryota; Metazoa; Mollusca; Bivalvia; Ostreida; Ostreidae. Bases 1 to 585 code for a protein of 194 amino acids.
AUGUUACAUACAUAUGGAUGGGUGAAAAGGCCCUCAGGUUCAUCAAAGAUUCUUCGGGGAUGCUUUGUUCUGCUGUUGGCUGCCAUUUUAUUUUACUUCAUUGCUUUAGCAUCCCCUUAUUGGGUAUACAAAUCUGAAGGAGACCGAUUUACCAGCCUUGGUGUCUGGAAUUAUUGUGAUAACAAUCUAAAAGUGUACAAGGACGUUGAUUAUCAAACCUGGUGUGCGAGCGUCCUUAGUUACCCAUACCUGACGUCGCUUAAUUCUGGUUUGCUGAGGACUCUACAGGCAGUGGCAGUCAUAGCGUUGUUUCUAUUAAUAACAGCAAUAUUUGCCUUGGGUAUAAAAAUGUUUCAACUGAAAGACAAAACCAUCUUAUUGGUAGUGAGCAUGAUUGCCAAUGCUGUUGCAGUCUUCUUCCUCCUCGUUAUAAUAGCUGGAGUCGCCGGAGCUUUGCCUCUGAUUCGGACAGUUGUACCAGGCGGCCAUUUACAUUUUUCUUUUGCCUUUGCUGUCCUUGCAGAGUUUGCUUGUAUUGUUGGAGAAGUGCUCAUGUGUAUCGAAAGAUGCACUAUUAGAAAUUAAUUUUACGCAUCAAUUUGAAAAGAUAUUUCAUCAGUCAUU